UGCUUUGUCAGUUGAUGCUCUUGUAUCUCAAUGGCAACUCCAAGAUUCUGGGUUUCUUUUUCCAGGAUUCUUGUUGGGUUAUACCUUCUUUGUAUCUUCCUAGGACCCAAGGUUUUUGCAGCUGCAGAUUUUAAGGAUAUCCUGGUGGAGCCUGACAACGAUGAUCCAGAUAAGGAUGCUCAGUUUAAAGUCCUCAACCAUGAUACGAAUGAUCCUCCAGCCAAUGGUUCCGUUAGUACUGCUGGUGAUGGUGAUGGUGGAAGAUAUGAACUUUGUGGUACUGAUCUAAGUUUUCUUGGUCCACCUUAUGGCAAUAUAUCCGCUUCCAAUAUGGUUUGUUCGCCUAUAUGGCAUACCUUUGUUCUGAGGUAUUACCAGAGAGCAGACAACGUCAUGACCAUCAUAUUAUCAGCAGUCUACACAACUGGAUGGGUCGGGAUUGGUUUUUCCAGGAACGGAAUGAUGCUUGGAUCCAGUGCCAUGGUGGGAUGGAUUAAUAGAAAAGGUCAGGCAAGAAUCAAGCAAUACUACUUGCGGGGUGCCCAUGCAUCGCAAGUCAUCCCUGACAAGGGUGAAUUGCCACUUAACAAUAUUCCACCGGUCGUGGCCCUUCAUGGGGCCAUGAUUUACUUGGCAUUUCAAGCCAAGUUUGAACAUCGUCUUGGUCGGCAACCUCUUAUUUUGGCUUUUGGAAGCAGACAUCCUACUCACUUGCGCCUAACUAAACAUGAUGAUAAAACCGCCGUUUGGUUCGACUUCUCACAAGCGUCUGUUUUAGACAUAGACGUCAGCCAGAGAAAGAAUCAUGGGAUAUUGGGAAUCAUGGGAUGGGGUUUGAUCCUCCCCGCAGGGGCAAUGAUAGCGAGAUACUUAAAGCAGAAAGAUCCUCUAUGGUAUUAUCUUCAUGCUGGGAUUCAAUUUCUGGGAUUCAUCCUAGGACUCGCAGCCGUGCUCCUUGGAAUACAACUUUACAGAAGCAUGAACGCUGAUAUUCCAGCACAUAGAGGCAUAGGAAUCUUUGUGCUUGUGCUUAGCAUUCUUCAGAUAAUGGCAUUUUUUCUACGGCCCAAUAAAGAUUCCAAGUACCGGCGAUACUGGAACUGGUACCACCAUUGGUUUGGAAGGAUGACCCUCUUUUUUGGAGCUUUGAAUGUAAUAUUGGGAAUUCAAUUGGCAGGAGCUGGGGAUGACUGGAAGAUUGGCUAUGGGUUUCUUCUUGCAAUAACUCUAAUUGCAGUUAUUCUUUUAGAAGCAUUCUCGUGUAUGAGAAGAAGAGACAAGUCUGGUCUGCCUCCGACCUUCCAAAUGAAUCCAAUUUAGUAGCUCAUGUUCCAAUAUUCUCAAUACUUUGAUGGAACUGAGGGGUUUUGAUUGAUCAUGUAUCUGAACGGAGUGUUCAGCAUUGCACCAAUUAGCCUUGAAGAAGCCAAGCCAUGUGUAACUACAUUGUUCAACUGAGUUUAGCUUGUGAACCUGCUAUACAAGCCAUUUCAUGUGUGAGCUUUCUUCGUGUGAGAAGUGAUUAAAUAGCUUCAUAUUUGCGUGCCAAGUUGAACCAUAUUCCAAUUUCAAUUUUUCCUUGGACAGAACUAGGGACUCAGUUUUCUCUGUCAAGUGUAAUUGUAACCUUUGUCGCAAAAUGAAGAUGCAUUUGUCUUUUGUGGUCAGGAAAUGAAGUUCCAUUAAAGAGAUAUCUUGAGCGAUUUUUGAUUUA
Molecule: messenger RNA, 1714 nt
Organism: Theobroma umbraticum
Lineage: Eukaryota; Viridiplantae; Streptophyta; Magnoliopsida; Malvales; Malvaceae
Product: Cytochrome b561/ferric reductase transmembrane with DOMON related domain-containing protein
Source: RefSeq, a predicted model, not a curated record